Cooperia oncophora is the source of this 819-nucleotide messenger RNA. The record is from the annotation of a GenBank genome assembly. NCBI's taxonomy places the organism in Eukaryota, Metazoa, Nematoda, Chromadorea, Rhabditida, Trichostrongylidae.
AUGCCGUACAUUCACUACUCGUUCCCGAAAAGAAACACGCAACCCUUGGACGCGUCGUUCACCGCGCAGAAGGAGGGAACGAACUUGACUCAUGGAGGUCCAGCUGCUGACGACGACCGAGCACUUUUGGACACAUCUUAUGAUAAUUAUCCGCAAUUGUCCGAAGUUCUGGUCUCUCAGCUUCUGAGUGAUGUCGGCAAAGUCACCAAAGAAGAAAUGACCAACAAGGGUUCUGCACCUGCUGGGAAUAACUUUGCGAAAUCUCAACUGCUAGAUCAGAUUCAACGUGAAGUGGAAGAACUGGAAAAUAUUGUUCCGAUAACGUUACCAUCUUCAUCCGAUUUAAUCGAUUUCCAACAAGCUAAAACACCAAAGCUGCUCUCCAAGCUCGAUGCAAUCGCUGAUGUUCCGGUCGAUUUGCUUCCAAAGAAGGAUGAUCUUUCAAACAGGAUCGACAUUAUUAACAGGAAAUUAGAUGAUCAGGUGCAAGAAAUGAAGAAUUUCGAACAGAAGACUGCUGAUUUGCAAAACGUUCUCGAUGAAUGUCGUGGAAAAAUGAAAACUCGUGAUCUACCUGCACCUAUCGAUGACGUGACUAAGGAUGAACAAGAUCUGUCAGCAGUUCUUCUCGCAAUCGACUCCAUUCCACAAGAGGAUCUUUCACCAAGAAACCAAUUGGCUCGAGAUGUGAACAACAUCAAGGAACAAGUGAAGGGGCAAUUGGCAAGUUUGCGAAAAGCCUUACCGGAUGAAAUGAAAGCACGUCAACAGCAGGAUGAAGUCAAGGAUCGACUAUACGAAAUAUCGCAGAUGCUUUGA